AUGGGAAAUGCAAAAGGCAAAAUUAAUGAUAGAAAUGUUGUUUCCGAAAAAAAGAAAGUAGACGAAAUUUCUAACUUACAUGAAACUAAAGAAGAUGCAGAAGAGAAUGCAAUAAAUGUCAGCGAAUCGCCAUCAUCACCAACAUCACCACGUACAGAUUAUCAAUUAUAUGAACAUCAAGUUUUUGCUGAUGAUAUCCUUUUAGAGAUUUUUAGUUAUAUCAUCACGGACGAAAGUUUCAUUGAAUUAUUCAAAAGUUUCGUACUGGUGGGUCGUCAGUGGUUGAGAAUAGGUAGUUCCCUACCAAUCAAAUUAUCUGGCAGUAAGAAUAUUGAAAAUAUAUUGAAAUGCAAAUAUUUGAAUGGAGUUUAUCAUUUGGAAAUUUGGGAUCGAAAUGAAAAUUUACCUUCCAUUCUAGGAUCUUGUAAAACUUUGAGAAAUUUGAGGAUUUUGGAUAUUCCUUUCAAUAUAUUGGAUUCAGUGAAUAUUAUUCCAUUUACUAGAAAUAAGAAUUUCCCAAAAUUGGAAUUUUUGAAAUUGAAUGAGAAUAAUUUGGGAGAUAAGGGUGUUAUUUCACUUGUAAAUAGUGCAGUAAUUUGUAAAAAUUUAUCAGAGUUGAAUUUAACAGCUACUAAAUUUCAAUUAUUGGGAAUUCAAGCAUUGGCAAAAAGUCCUCAUUUGAAAAAGUUAAAGAAAUUGACAAUUUCAUUGAAUAGGUUAACAAAUGAAAUGGUUUCUUUCUUUGCAAAUUCGCAAACUUUGACCAAUUUAACAUAUUUGGAUUUUACAAGUGUAAUGCAAAAUUACAAUGAAGGAAAUUGUGUAAAGAAUUCGUUGGAAAUUCUUUGUAAAAAUCCAACCUUUUCAAAUUUAAUGGUUCUUAAGUUGAGGGAUAAUUAUAUCAGUUGCUCUGAUGUUGGAGAUAUGUUCAGUGGUUGUAAAAAGCUUACAGAGCUAGAUCUUUCAAAAAAUCCUAUCAAAUCUCAAACAAUCAUGAAAUUAUGCGAAAGUGAACUAUUCAAGAAUACCCUCAAAAUUUUGAAUCUUUCAGAAAUUUAUUUCGAUUCACAAAUGGCAAAAACAUUGGGAGGAGCAAAUUCAUUUUCACUUUCAUAUUUGAAACUUACGUUUUGUAAACUUGAUUGUGAAGUAGUAUUCUUUCUAAUCUGGAGAGAUUGGACCUAUCUAACAAUCCUCUCGGAAGCCAGUCCAUCAGUCUCUUAUCCAAAGCCAAUGCUCCCUUAUUACAGAGUUUAUCUUUCAACUCAUGCAAUGCACUUGAACAAACAGAUAUUGAAACUCUUUUUGAAAGCAGAACACUCACAAAACUGA
Molecule: messenger RNA, 1332 nt
Organism: Naegleria gruberi
Lineage: Eukaryota; Heterolobosea; Eutetramitea; Acrasida; Naegleriidae
Exons: 2
Coding region: 1-1332 (443 amino acids)
Molecular function (GO): protein binding
Source: RefSeq, a predicted model, not a curated record